Molecule: messenger RNA, 3778 nt
Organism: Cyclopterus lumpus (lumpfish)
Lineage: Eukaryota; Metazoa; Chordata; Actinopteri; Perciformes; Cyclopteridae
Gene: pskh1
Product: protein serine kinase H1
Exons: 4
Coding region: 1173-2477 (434 amino acids)
Biological process (GO): protein phosphorylation
Molecular function (GO): ATP binding; protein kinase activity
Source: RefSeq, a predicted model, not a curated record
GCAUCGGAACCCACGGUGUGGCGUCCGGUGUCUUUCCACUCCUCUCUGGCUGGUGGGAAGGUGGUCCCGGGACGAAAAAACAUCGCCAGAAAAAGAAAAAAAAGUGACCGACGAGAGAAAAACUUUGCGAGUUAUAUAUAUAUAGUUUUCUCACCACACACAUCACUCAUUUUCAUCGCAAUGACAAACCACGGCGCUCCGGAGUUGGCCCGACGUGUCGCCGACAAGUGAAGCGACGGUUUGAAACUGGUUGGUCUUCGGGAACAAAGUUGGGAAAGUGCGAGGUGAAAAUGGAGAGCCCAGCUGAGUGAGAGUGGGGUGAGGAGGAUGGCUUUGGCAGGAGUCCUGCCCCGCUGCUAGCGGGCUAGUUAGCUCCGACCCGUCGCUUCUCUCGGAUAACUGAUGAGAGCUUUCCGCCGCUGUUCUCUCCCGAAGGCUUGCCAUUCUCCAGGGGAGCUGCUUUAUCUGUGGCAAGACCGCUGCUGACAUUGCAGCUUCCCCCCCACCCCCCACACCCCAAUGGAUCCAAGCAUAGUUGAUGAUCUUAUUUUCUCUGGAAGUUCUGCCUGAAUCCCCCUCACCAUCUCCCUCCGCACUUCUCCUGAAGGCAACCGCACUUAAACCUGCUUUAGAGAACCCCUCUCCCUCCCCUGCACCGAUCAAUCAUUUAUUUCUUUUCUUUUCUUGAUCCCGUGAGCAUCCAUGUUAGCUGUACUCUGGCAGUUUUCUCACAGACAUUCAACAAAGCACACCAUCUGAGAUGGGGCCCUGGUAGGUUCUUCCAGGGGCUCGAGGUAUCCCCCCCCCCCCCGCCUGCAGACCGUGCCGGUCUGGGUGAGCGUAACCCACCUGUAAAAGGAUCCUGCACCAGUGAAACAGCACUCUCUGAUGGAGCCGAGACUCAGGGCGCGCUCGCCACCCACACGUUCAUGAACUCUGGCUUUUUAAGUGGACGUGCAUCAGGGGUGCCCUCAUGAAGUGUGACUGCUGACGCCGGCUCAUUUGAGGACUUGAAUGUGGGUGUGAUCGGCUUUAUUCAUGAACCCUCAGUCCGAGUCUGGGUACGGCCUGGAUGUUGGAUGCCCUGAGUGUGUUGGGUCAGCUGUUGCGGUGAUGAGGCAGGUCUCCUGGUGGCCCGUGUGGCUGGCUGGGCAGUGGCCCAAGGUGAUGUGAUGGGGUGCAGGAACAGCAAGGUCCUCCCUGAGCCUCCAGGGGACGUUCAUUUGGACCUGGUCAAAAAGGUCGACCCUCUUCAGACAGAUAUCUAUAAGCACUUCAUACGAGGGGAUGGCACAAGGAGCAAGGUGGGUGGGGCCGGCGGAGGGGCAGGUGACAAGGCCGACUCCACCUCCUCCCCGUAUCAGGCCCAAGCCCAAGCUGCCACUCCCACCGCUUCCGCCCCGCCCCCUAAGGACCCGUCCGAUCUGUCGGACCCUCAGCGAAAGAAGGUGGCGAAAUACCGGGCCAAGUUUGAUCCCCGGGUCACGGCCAAGUAUGACAUCAAAGCUCUGAUUGGCCGCGGGAGCUUCAGCCGGGUCGUCCGCGUGGAGCACAAGAGCACACGGCAGCCGUACGCCAUCAAGAUGAUCGAGACCCGCUACCGGGAGGGGAGGGAGGUGUGUGAAUCUGAGCUGUGCGUUUUGCGUCGCGUCCGCCAUACCAAUAUAAUCCAGCUGAUGGAAGUCUUUGAGACGGCGGAGCGCGUCUACAUGGUGAUGGAGCUGGCCACCGGGGGCGAGCUCUUCGACCGCAUCAUCGCACGCGGCUCCUUCACUGAGCGUGAUGCCACACGCGUCCUGCAGAUGGUGCUGGAUGGCGUCAAGUACCUCCACACCCUGGGGAUCACCCACCGGGAUCUGAAGCCGGAGAACCUGCUCUACUACCACCCCGGGUCCGACUCCAAGAUCAUCAUCACCGACUUUGGCCUGGCCAGCAGCAGGAAGAAGGGAGACGAGUGUCUGAUGAAGACCACCUGCGGCACGCCGGAGUACAUCGCCCCCGAGAUCCUGGUGAGAAAGCCCUACACGAACGCUGUGGACAUGUGGGCGCUGGGGGUGAUCUCGUACAUCCUGCUGAGCGGAACCAUGCCCUUCGAGGACGACAACCGCAUGAGGCUCUACCGGCAGAUCCUCAAGGGGAAGUACAGCUUCUCUGGAGAGCCGUGGCCCAGUGUGUCCAACUUGGCCAAGGACUUCGUAGAGCGCAUUCUGACGGUGGACCCCAGCGAGCGGCUCACAGCUGGCCAGGCCUUCAAGCACCCGUGGGUCGUCAGCAUGGCCGCCUCGUCCUCCAUGAAGAACCUACAGCGCUGCAUAUCCCAGAACCUCCUUAAGCGGGCGUCCUCGCGCUGCCACAGCACCAAGUCGGCGCAGUCCACGCGCUCCAGCCGCUCCACCAAAUCCAACAAAGCCCGGCGGGUGCGAGAGAAGGAGCUGCGCGAGCUGAACCGCCGCUAUCAGCAGCAGUACAACGGCUGAAAGUCGCCACACUCUUACACCAGCUUUCACCAUUCAAAGUCGCUGCCAUUGUUGGAGGGCAAAGUCCCUAAUAAUUUCCUUUGAAAAAUAAAAGAGGGGGAAAUGACUUGAAUGACCAAAAGUAAAACAAAAAAACAGUAAGAGUUGAGAAUUCCUGUGGCGGUGUGUCUCCUGACGAGGACAGACGGGGAGACUCACCAGUCAAGUUUUGAACUCCCCAUGGGUUACAUCAUCUCUCCAUCCGUUCCUUCACCCUUUUUUUUCUGGCAGGAUGGUGCCACUUCCACUCCUUUUUUUUGUUCUUCUAAUCCCUGUGUCUCUACAUCUUUAUUUAUUAUUGUUGACAUGAUUAUGAGUCUCUAUUCAAACGGUCACUGGAUAAUGACCUUUCCAUGAGGAUCUGUUGAACAGAGUUCUGGGUACUGAAGUUUCUAAGAAGAAAGGGAUCCUUUUAGACCCCCACCUCCCACUCAUUCCUGAUUGGAAUUUGCUGUGAAUUAAUUAUUGUGCUAAUUGUACAGACCUUGUCUUGAAGAUUUGUAAUGCGAGCACACUGCAACAGAACCACGCCCUCGAAGGUCAACAUGAAGUUCUUUUUUAUUUAGUCAACUCUAAGCUUAUCUAAUCUUGCCAUUAUUGCUCUGUUGAUGUCUUUAGUUUUCCUUCUGAAGCUGUCAAAAGAUUGUGAAGCUGUUUUAGCCGUUAAAUCUUCAAUGUAUUGGACAAUAGGCCACACAGCUGCUCCCCAAUGACUUCAGUAGAUCAGUGGAUUCAACCCCGAAGUGCCUGCUGCCAUCCCUCCAUGUUGGUUCUCAGAACAUGUGGCCGUGUGAGUUGCAUUGAGGAUGGCACAUGCAACCAUGAAGAAAAACAACCUCUCCCGCUGGUUGCGCCAGCUCUGUAAGUUCAAACUUGACCUGAUUCUGACACGUGCGCACGUUUUUACGAGGUGGACAUCUACGCAUCGCUGAAUCAAAGCAGGCCACACAAACUAGUUCUUGCAUGGAAAGUAGUCCCCGCGACAUCAUGUUCCGUCGUCAACCAAGCUAACGCUAGCGUGCUAACAUGUGACCCGUUCAAACUGAAGAGUAAAAGAUGAGCCAGCGCUUUAUCAAUACUCUGUUUUAAUAAUUACGUUAUCCGGAAAUACUUUUAAGUUACAUUUCAGAAGAAGACAUUUUUUUAAUAUCCAUUAAUUAACCAAAUAUUGUGCCAAAAACUAACUUUCGCUCCGUUAGCAUUAGCAGGUCUUCCGCACUCGCUCCGAACUGCAUGACUGCUAACACACUUCUUCUCCAUGU